AUGGACUCUUUUGCGCUUACAGAGGGUCUCGCCGUCGAGCAGCGACAAGAUGGCACAGCCGGACUCUCCGACAAGCUAUCUGAAGAAACCAAUAAGUUCCAGCGCGCGAUUGCAGCUUGGCGAGGAAUUGAUCUUGCCAGUACCAUAGCCAAACUCGAUACAACAGCGUCCGAUAUUGUUUCGCAACAACGAGAAGCUCUUGUGCAAAGGAAAGAACUCGCUCAAAAGACCAAGGACUUCAAGAAACUGGAGGAUGAAGCAAAACUUUCAGAAUACAAAGGUCUCUUGAAAGCGUAUCAAUCCUUCAUUGAUCUGUUGACAAACCAAGGAAAGGCCUCAUCUUCUGCGUUCCUUCAACUUUAUUCAUCCCUGUCGGAGGCCCCCGAUCCUUAUCCACUACUUGAAGCCUCCGUCGACUCUCUCGUGCUCUCGGAAGACACGGUCCCAAAACUCACAUCUGAGAAGACCCAAUUGCAACAAUCGGUCGAUCGCCUCACGAAGCAACAAGAGGAGACCGAGAAGCGACUACAGGAGGAACGCGCAUCAAAGAAGAGACUUGAAGAGAACCAGGACACCAAAGCGAAGGAAAUCGAGGAGUCAUGGAAUGCUGUACUCAAGGAGAAAACAAACAAUUGGGAGGCCAAAGAAAAGAGUCUUGAGAACAAACUUGAAAAUCAGGACAGACUGAUCAAGGAACUCAAGGCUAGUUACGAGGUCUCCCAGCGUCUGGGUGGAGACCAAGACGAAGGCGCAGAGGAACUCCGUACUGGAGCUACAGCUGCGGAAUUGGAACUUGUCUCUGCGGACCUCGAGAAGACCAGCCUUAGACUGGCUGAUAUGGAGGCGCGGAAUGAGCAGCUUCGACUGGAGUUGGCCCAGGCUAUCUCGCACUCCACCCACGGCCAAAGCGUCUCCGUUGAGGAUGAUCCAAACUAUCAGCGUCUUCAGUCCGAGAAUUCCGCCUUGCUGCGCAAGCUUGAUGCUGCGCGAUAUGACAAAGACUCGACCCGACACACGUGGGAGGCGAAGCUCCUUCAAGUUGAAAGAACUGCCUCGAAGGCUGCCAUGGAGAGGGAUGAACUACGUUCUCGUCUCGAGAAGGUCUCCGACUACGAUGAUAUUCGCCGGGAGCUUGAAAUGAUCAAGUCAAUUGAAUUCGCCACAGGCGAUGACGAGGAUCAGAAUGACAAACAACCGUCUAAUCCGGACAAGGAGACCAGCAAUAAUGGUACACCGGCCUCGCAAUCAAAAGACAAGAGUUCGCUGGAACAACUAUUGAUGGCACGUAAUAAGAAGCUCACCGACGAGCUCGCCGUACUUCGUGUAUCGACUCGCGACCUCCAGGACCAACUGGAUUCUCUGCGAGUUGAGCUCUCGACCACCAAGAAGGAGCUGCAAAAGUCACAAGGACUGGCCGCGACCUUGGAGAAUGAUCUUCUACGUGUUCAAGAGGAAGCUGCCAACACGUUCCCAUCGUCAGCAAUGUCCGUGGCAGGCACUUAUGCAUCCAGGUUUCCGCAAUCAUCCCGACGAGGCGGAGCGGUGUCCCCUACUUCUUCCAUCAUUUCUGGAUUUGACCAAUCCACCGCUUCCACCCAUACCAUGGACGCUAUCCGGGCAGGAGAGCCCGUAGGUGGUGGCUCUGGCCUACUGCCUAUGAUUCAGGCACAGCGAGACCGGUUCAAGAAGAAGAACGCCGAAUUAGAGGAAGAGCUGUCCAAGCUGUACAGCACUGUCAAAUCACUUCGGCAAGAAGUUGCAACCCUGCAAAGAGACAACCUAAGCUUGUACGAGAAGACUCGUUAUGUCUCAACAUACAACCGAGGCCAAGGCGCGAUGACUUCAGCUUCUUCAUUUGGAAAUGGUCCAAGCUCGUCCUCGAUGCACGUCGCGCACGAUGCGCCCGAUCGAUAUCAGUCGGCAUACGAGGCGCGCAUCUCACCAUUUGCUGCUUUCCGAGGCCGGGAAUCCGCCCGUGCCUACAAGCGUAUGACACUCCCUGAGCGGAUCGUCUUCUCGCUCACGCGCAUCAUUUUGGCGAAUCGAACAAGUCGCAAUCUCUUCGCAGGAUACUGCCUGGCCUUGCAUAUUCUGCUCUUUACAGUGUUGUACAUGAUGAGCACGACCGAGAUUGAGAAACACAGUGCUAUGAGCGCUCUUGGCGGCGCUGCUGCCGCGGCUUAUGGCAGCAGCAGUGGAUCAGGGCUCGCUGGUGGUGGUGGCAGCAGCGGCCAGUUGCAUGGGGAUGAUUGGCAGCCAGAAGGAUUUAACCACGCGAGCUGA
Penicillium diatomitis is the source of this 2283-nucleotide messenger RNA. Its product is annotated as CCAAT displacement transcription factor COY1. Lineage: Eukaryota; Fungi; Ascomycota; Eurotiomycetes; Eurotiales; Aspergillaceae. Gene Ontology annotation, biological process: intra-Golgi vesicle-mediated transport. The record is from RefSeq and is a predicted model, not a curated record. The transcript has 2 exons. Gene Ontology annotation, cellular component: Golgi membrane. Bases 1 to 2283 code for a protein of 760 amino acids.